Molecule: messenger RNA, 524 nt
Organism: Syzygium oleosum
Lineage: Eukaryota; Viridiplantae; Streptophyta; Magnoliopsida; Myrtales; Myrtaceae
Product: putative lipid-transfer protein DIR1
Exons: 1
Coding region: 41-343 (100 amino acids)
Biological process (GO): systemic acquired resistance
Molecular function (GO): fatty acid binding
Source: RefSeq, a predicted model, not a curated record
AGAGACUACGAGUGUCUGUCAUUACUUAGACAACAACAAGAUGGAGGCAUCCAGCAAGAAGGCGGCGAUUCUGUUGGGAUUGAUGGUGGCGAUCGCUUGCUGCGCCGAUGCACAGACCAUAUGCAACAUGACCUACUCGGAGCUGAUGGCCUGCAAGCCGGCCGCGACGCCGCCGAACCCGCCACCGCCCACGAGCGAGUGCUGUGCAGGGCUCUCGCACGCGGACUUGAAGUGCUUCUGCCAGUACAAGAACUCGACGAUCUUGCCCUCGAUCGGGGUCGACCCGAAGCUCGCGAUGGAGCUCCCCAGCAAGUGCAAGAUCCCUAAUGCGCCCACAUGCUGAUCGCAUCGCAUUGUGCGGGUGCGUGUGGGGUUGGAGAGAAAGUACUAGCCCAAAGCUUUACAAUAAUGCAUAUCAUGUAGUAUGCUUUUUCUUUAAGUGCUUAAUCUCUGUGUGCUUUGUAUAAUUAAUACACCCUUUUAUGAGCUCUUGCUCACUCUAUGGAUACCAGCUUAUAAUAUUC